Molecule: messenger RNA, 407 nt
Organism: Bactrocera neohumeralis
Lineage: Eukaryota; Metazoa; Arthropoda; Insecta; Diptera; Tephritidae
Exons: 3
Coding region: 12-407 (131 amino acids)
Source: RefSeq, a predicted model, not a curated record
ACCGUAUUGGCAUGACGAUCGGACCGAAAAUAUUGCUGCUAAUUUCGUUCUCUCUAUUAGUAGCAUUGUACGGCAAUCUGCUUUGCUUUGCCGAAGUUUCUUAUCACACAUGCAAAGUGCGCGCGAAAAUAGGAAAAAUGGAUAUAGAAGAUUUUGAAAAGAAACGUCCUGCACGAAGCAUAAACGGAGAAUGCUUUCGGAUUUGCUACGCCCUGAUGACGAAUACGAAGUAUUACACUAGAUCCUGUUUGGCUGGCACAACGAAUUAUUCUCGCUGGUUCACCAUAUUUGGAUGUCCGCAAGAAAUCAGAAAUCCUAUUUUGAUCGCGGAUGGCAUCAUUCCCGAUGAAUUCACAACCAAAAGGCCAACUAAUCUUUGUCCUGGCUGGAAGUAUCCUGCCGAUUAA